GUUAUAUUUGAAAAAAUUGAAAAAACAAACGAUGAAAAUGAUCCAUUUAUUAGCGUAGUUAGUGUAUGGUAUGAUAACGUCUGCAGUUUUAUGUAUAUUAAUCCUGAAUUUGAAAUAUCCACUAUAAUUAUUCAUAUUAAUCAUUAUAUGAUGCGUAACUAUGUAAUGACUAGUCAGUAUAAAUUCUAUUUAAAUCAACUUCAUCAAUCACCGUUAUCACAGUCCAUAUUUACUGCUAAACAGUUAUUUUAUAUAAAAACAUGUUCAUUACUUAUAAGUGCAUAUUUAUAUACAAAAACUCAAGAUUUUCCUUAUACUCUUGAAGAAUUAAUUCAGCAUUUUGGUGCUGAUAUCACACAAAUAAUCAUUCUUCAUACCUAUACUAUAGAAUCAUGGAACGCAGAGUUACUGAGUUGUAUUACAAGUCUUAGUGCCCUUUUUUCUACUUGUUAUUGGUGGGGAGGAGAGAAAGAAUCACAAGCCAAAAUAGUUUUUCCAACUGAAUCAGCAACCUGUGAAUAUAUCGAUGCACUCAUUCGUAUAAUUGACUAUAAGCCGAUUUCUCAAUCUAUUGAGAUAAAACGAACAAAUGAUCUAACGAUUCUUUUAGAGAUAACUUUAUUUCGAAUACUAAAUAUAGCACAAAAUGGCAAUUUUCUUUGGUUUCUACGUUCAAAGACUUCGCUACCCGAUACACUUUUAACCAUUGCUAAAACAUCACCUUGUGAUAAAAUACGCCUAUCUAUAUAUGCAAUACUUGGUGAAAUUCUAUGUGAUAAAAGUUUGAAAGAGUUGGAAAUAUCCGAUAGUGCCAGUAGUUUUUUCUUUAAUGCAUUUGAACAAGCAUGGGAACGUCCAUCAAAAAAGUUUCAACAAGUACCAUUAUUGCUUCUACUAAAAUGUUUGAUGAAUUUUUCUAAAAUCGAUGCUUUUCAACAGCAAAUAGCUAAUACAAAUAAAGUAUUACUUUUGAUUGAAAUGUGUGAUCAAUAUCCAAUAGUAUAUGAUAUUCUAUGGGCACUCUCAUUCAAUCAUGAUAUUCAACAACAACUUCAUUCAAAUACAUCAUUUAUAACAAAAUUAACUCAUCUACCGAAAGAAUAUGAUAAUCAAAUACGAAAAAGUGCACAUGGAAUAUUAUGGAACUUAAAAAUAAGCCAUGAAGAUCGUACAACAUUAGCAGUUAGUAAUGAAAAAACUUUUGACAUUAUGAUUAGUUAUUCACAUAAAAAUGAAACCAUUUGUAAACAAAUUUAUAAUGAACUUAUCAAUAGUGGUUAUCGUGUAUGGAUUGAUUUUGAUCAAAUACAUGGUAAUGUUAUGGAUGCAAUGGCAGAAGCUAUUGAACAAUCAAAUACAGUUCUAAUUUGUAUGAGUGAAGAAUAUCGAAGAAGUAGUUAUUGUCGAGCAGAAGCAAAUUAUGCGUUUCAACGUCAAACUAGAAUUGUUCCUGUUCUUUUACAACAACACUAUAGACCUGAUGGUUGGUUAUUAUUUCUUGUUGGUCAAUUACUUUAUAUAGAUUUUACCAAAUAUGAGUUUUCACAAGCGAUCAAUAUGUUAAUCAAAGAGUUGAAAGCUCCAGUCAUCAGUGGUAUAUGUUCUGUAAAUUUUCAUCCGGAAGAAGUUAAUACCAUCAUUCUUACUACACCUACAUCACCAGAAACAUCCUCUGCGUUGAUAAUUCCGAAAAAUAUACUUGAUUGGAAUCAAACACAUGUGCAUGAUUGGUUAAUUAGUCAUGGUUUAUUGCAAAUGUCUCGUUUAUUUGCUAAUUUUAAUGGUCGAAGUUUGAUGUAUAUGAGUGAAGCCAUAGAAAAUGUUGAGUUUCAACAAGUUGUAUCUCUAUUACAAGAUGACUCUCGUCGACAAACAAGUCAAAGUUUAUCAUUAGUUGAAUUAUCUCAUUUUCGAUCUCUAUUGUAUCAACAAAAACAAUCUUCGGUAUCGACCAUCGUUGCCGAACCUACAAAACUGAAAGUUGAGGAAUUAGAAAGAAAAUCUUUUUUUUAUUGUCAAAUAGUUUAA
This is a messenger RNA of Rotaria sp. Silwood1, 2028 nucleotides long. Lineage: Eukaryota; Metazoa; Rotifera; Eurotatoria; Philodinida; Philodinidae. The record is from the annotation of a GenBank genome assembly.